Molecule: messenger RNA, 2838 nt
Organism: Triticum dicoccoides
Lineage: Eukaryota; Viridiplantae; Streptophyta; Magnoliopsida; Poales; Poaceae
Product: putative disease resistance protein At1g50180
Exons: 2
Coding region: 182-2794 (870 amino acids)
Biological process (GO): defense response to other organism
Molecular function (GO): ADP binding
Source: RefSeq, a predicted model, not a curated record
UGCCCUCCUAAACCACCCCUGUUCCUGUUGUCUUCCAUCCCACUCAUCUCUCAUCCAUCAAGAAGCAAGAAACAAUCCAAAGCCAAACACUUUAUCCUCCUAAACCACACACCUGCUGUUUUUUUUCCAUCCAAUCAUAAAGAAGAGAGAGACCCGGAGACAACGAGUAGGGUCGCGACUAAUGGCCGAGUCGGCCGUUAGCAUCGUGCUCGGCAAUGUCAACGCACUUGCAGUUCGGGAGACCACAAUGUUGUGUUGUGUCACCCUGGAAGUGGAGCUCCUGAAGGACGAGCUCAAGCGGCUGCGAGGCUUCCUUAGAGACGCCGACAACAAAUGGAGGCGGGGAGAUGAAAGUACUGCUGUCUUGGUCGGCCAGAUCAGAGAAGUGGCGUAUGAUGCUGACAAUGCCAUCGAAGCCGCUGAGUACAUGCAGAAGAGAAACAGAUUGAAGAAGGGGUUCAUGGGUACCAUUUCAAGGUAUGCUCGCCUACCAAGUGAUUUGACUAACCUUCACAAAGUUGGUGUUGAGAUCCAACGCAUCAAAAGGAAGAUUUCUGAUAUAUUUGAAAGUGCAAACCGUCUUAAAAUAGUUGAUUUGGGGAAUACCUCAACAGAAAAUCUUCAAGUUGAUGGUGAACUCCCACAAGAGUAUGGGCCUAUGCACCAGAACUUUGAAGAUGUUGUCAUGGUUGGUUUUGAGGAUGAUUACCAGGAAAUAGUGGGGAAACUACUUGAUAAAGGGGACAGUCUUAGUGUUGUCUCCCUAGUUGCCAUGGGUGGGGCGGGGAAAACAACACUUGCUAGAAAAUUCUACACUUCAACUAGUGCCAAACAACAUUUUGAGAUAGUUUCUUGGGUGACGGUGUCUCAGAAGUACAAAGGAAUUGAUUUACUAAAAGAUAUUCUGAAACAAAUCACUGGAAGCACAUUUAGGUCAGCUGAUCAAAUGCAAGAGUAUGAGGUGGCAAAGAUGAUUCAUGAUUUUCUAUCCCAAAAAAGGUACUUAGUAGUUCUUGAUGAUGUGUGGGAAACAGAUACAUGGGAAAUAUUAAACAGAACAACUAGAGCCUUUCCAGAUGCAGAAAAUGGUAGCAGAAUACUUAUAACCACACGAAAAGAAGAUGUUGCAAAUCAUGUUCAAAUGCCAACCCAUGUUCAUCCUUUGAAGAAGCUAGAUGAGCAGAAAAGCUGGGAACUUUUUAGUAGCAAAGCCUUACCAUCAUACAAGAGGUCUGUCAUACAUGAUGUGGAUGAGUUUGAAAAACUUGGGAGAAAGCUUGCAAGGAAAUGUGGUGGAUUACCACUUGAACUUGCAGUAUUGGGGGGUUACCUAUCAAAGAAUUUAAAUGCACAAACAUGGUCUGAUAUACUAUUGGAUUGGCCAUCGACCAAAAAUGAGCAGAUGAUGCGAAACAUGCUAGCUCGCAGUUAUUGGGACUUGCCAAAUCAUUAUUUAAGAUCUUGCUUCCUCUAUAUUGCUGCUUUUCCGGAGGACUCCAUGGUAUAUGUGUCAGAUCUUACCCAAUUAUGGAUAGCAGAAAGCUUCAUUCCACACAUACCAAAUCAUACACUAGAAGAAACAGCAUAUAAGUAUGUAACUGAGCUGGUCGAGAGAAGCUUGGUACAUGCUGUUGAAACAAGCAUGGGAGGUGGAAGGAUUGCGAUAAUAAGGAUUCAUGAUAUCUUACAUGACUGGUGCAAGGAAGAAGCAAGACAAGAUGGCUUUCUUGAUGGAGUGGAUAAAACUACUGGACGAGCUGGUGCACAAUUAUCAUCGGCUAACUUGGCAUCCUAUCGUUCUACUUUUCAAAGUUUGAGUAAUGUGAUCUUACCUGGAGCACCUAAUGUCAGAACUCUGUUUGGCUUUCAACUUGAAUCAGUAUCCCUUCCUAGGUUGAGGUUCCUAAGAGUUCUUUACAUUGAAGGCUCAACAUUGAGAGAUUUCUCCACAGUGAUUGGUGGCUGCAUUCACCUAAGAUACCUUAAGUUGCAUUGCUGUGGAGGUGUAAUGCUACCUUCUUCAAUAGGCCAGCUCCUUUACUUGCAGACUAUUGAUCUAAGAGACACAAAACUGGACUCACAAGUACCACAGUCCCUCUGGGAGAUCCCUACUCUAAGGCAUGUUUACCUCACCGAUGGGUUUUCUCCACCACCGCCUGCAAGGAGUGUGCGGCAGCAACAUAAAGAGCUCCAGACCUUGUUUUGGGAUGUUUCAGAUGUUGGCAGUGAAUGCUGCUACCAUGACAUGGAGAUUUUAUUGGGCCAGAUGGGUCAACUAACGACAUUAUUUUUGGUGAUGUCCCCCAUGCCCUCCGAGGUGUUUAACAUACUUGCACACAUGCCUCACCUUGUUGAUAUUUCUCUCAGCAACUUUGGUGUGCUCGAUAAGUUGCCUGCUGAGCUCCCACGGGGUGUCAAGCGUCUUCGUCUCUGUGCCCAUGUCAUUAAACAAGACCCGAUGCCGAUCCUGGAGAAGCUUCAUUAUCUUGUGGUGCUAGACUUGUCGGGGUACGAAGGUCAAACGAUGUUCUGCUCUGCCCAAGGGUUUCCUCGGCUGCAAGAGUUAAAACUUGUUGGUUUUUCAACUGAUGAUUGGAGGAUCGAGGUAGGAGCAAUGCCAAAGCUUUCCGACCUGACGCUUCGGGAAUGCAAUCGCAAGCUCCCCGAGGGGUUUCUACACCUUCCGUCCCUCAAUCACCUGAUGUUGUACAGAAUGCCCCAGAUUUCCGAAGAUGACAACACACUAAAGGAGCUCGAACGGAAAGGAUGUCAGGUACAUACUUAUAUUGCUUAAGCUUAAUCAAAUUGCUCUCUCCUUGCAUUUAAUUUGCUACCUGU